UGUACUUUCAAUUGAUAUCAACAACAAAAUUGAGUCUUAGUUAUUACCCAAACUAUUAAAAAAAAAAAAAAUGCCCCCAAAGAUUCGGCCAAUUCCUUUGCCUACUGGAUAUUUAGCACAAGGAUUUGAACAAGUACUUGAUAUAUACACGUAGGUUGCCGCAAAAAAAAAAAAAUAUUAAAUACUAGACUGAGACUGAGACUUGAGUGAGACUUGUGACUUGAGUGACUCGCACUUCACAGUAGCCUAGUAAUAGACUUAAUAGUAGUAGCCUACUGAGUAGUCCGAGCGAGUGUUUGUAGAAUGUAGCCGUAGCCUACACUGUAGACUCACUAGUCAGUCAGUAGUUAUCAGUAAUCAAACCAGAACCCUUCUGAGUGAUCUGAGAACUCAGGAUAACAUUUAAUUAAUCAUCAAUUUAUAAAUAGCCAGCUAAUAUACCCAUGCUUCACUACCGGGAGGUUGUGCUUUUAUAAUUUAAUUGAUUGAUUUUUACAAAAUGUGUAGCCGAUAUUUUGUGCACAUUACAGGUCCAUUACCUCCAUUUUAUUGCAUAUAUCAUAUAAUAAUAUUAGUAAGUUAGUAAGUGAUACCUGAUCUGAUAGAUCAUUUGAAAAGGAAACACUUGACCAUUGUAGGGAAUAUUUGCAGGUGAGGAGGAGGGGAUUUAAUUACUCAUACUCAUUGUUUAUUGGACGUCUGAAGUCAUCUUUAAUGUUUUUAAAUUGAUGACACAAAAAUGGUUCAUCUCCUGUGAGACUGUGAGGUGUUACCAAUAAAUACCACAUACAUUUUUUAAAUAGCCAUAAUGGUAGGCUUGUUUGCUACAAUCAGCCGCUUAUUUUACCACUCAACAUAAUAUACAAUAUUUUUUUUUAUUUAUCCCCAAAUAGUAUUUCAUUCACUACUGCUUCUAACCCCUUGAAUGUUGAUGAUGAUUGAAUACUUUUAUCGCAUGCUCACAGCACUCUGAUGUCUUAAAAUCUAUUUAAAGAAAAAAGUAUUUGAAUGCUGCUUAAAUGAUUUUUUGAUCAUUUUCAAUUUUGCCCAAAGAUUGAGGCAAACUGUUCCAUAAUUUUGGCGCUAUAGCUUCAAAAGAGUGACCUCGUAUAAAUAUUAUUGAUUGGUGCAUCACAAAAUCCAUGGGUCACCCAACCAACAUUAAAUGAAAUAUAGGAUGUGAUCUUCACCAUACAAAAAUAACAAAGCCCCAGGAAUAGACCUUAUCUCUGCAGAACUGAUAAAGCUAAGUGGUAACGAACUGCAUAGGAAAAUCCAUGACCUCAUAUCCAGAAUCUGGCAGGAGGAAGAAAUGCCAAUAGAAUGGGACACUGCACUCAUAAUCCCAAUUCACAAAAAAGGAUCUAAGUUGGUCUGCUCAAACUACAGAGGAAUCUCCCUCAAUGUAAUGUACAAAAUCCUCACAAAACUUCUAGCCAGAAAACUGGAAAAGUAUAGUGAACAGAUCCAGCAGAAUAGAUCAACCACAGAUCAUAUUUUUACUAUAAGAAGACUCCUGGAGAAAUGUUACGAAUAUAACAUCGACAAAUACCAACUAUACAUGGAUUAAAAAACACCAUACAAUAGCGUAGACAGGAAUUACUUAUACAAUGCUCUACAAUAACUUGGAGUCCCUAACAAGAUGAUGGCUGACUCCAAAAGUAGAAUCAAGGUGUAGGGAGAAUACUCAAGGGAGUUCCCAGUUAAUGGGGGCAUAGACAAGGAGACUUACUAUCAUGUAUCCUGUUUAACAUCGCGCUAGAAAAAGUUAUUAGAAGCAUACACGUCGGCACCAGUGGAACCAUAACAAGCUACUUCAGGAGGGGUGUUACAGGACAGCAACCCUCAGGAACUUUAUAUAGCCAGCCAUUGGAGUACCUGGCAUAUGCAGACGAUAUAGCCAGCCAUUGCAGAUCCUGGCAUAUGCAGACGAUAUAGCCAGCCAUUGCAGAUCCUGGCACAUGCAGACGAUAUAGCCAGCCAUUGCAGUUCCUGGCAUAUGCAGACGAUAUAGCCAGCCAUUGCAGUUCCUGGCAUAUGCAGACGAUAUAGCCAGCCAUUGCAGAUCCUGGCAUAUGCAGACGAUAUAGCCAGCCAUUGCAGAUCCUGGCAUAUGCAGACAAUAUAGCGCUUCUGGGUAGAAACAGUAAUGACACAUAAUUAAAGCAUUCAGGGAACUUGAAAAUGUCUCAGUCAAAGCUGGUCUUGAUGUAAAUGACCCAAAGAAUAAAUAUAUGAUAAUUUCACGAAACUCCCACGCUGAUGACAACAUCAAUAUAAACAACCACAAAUUUGAGAGAGGGGCUACAUUCAAAUAUCUAAGGGUAACUAUAAACAAGCACAAUGAAAUAAUGUCGGAGGUGAAAGAAAGGAUAACAGCAGGCAAUAGUUCCUAUUUCAGCCUACAGUUACUGUGACGCAAAAACCUCUCAAGGGGAACAAAGAAGACAAUAUACACCACUAUCAUAAGAUAAGUAGUAACUUACGCUAGUGAGACUUAGACCCUUACCAGAAAAGCAGAGAACCUUCUCAAUACAUGGGAGAGGAAAAUCCUCAGAAAAAUAUUCAGCCCAGUGAUGGAAAAUGAUAUCUGGAGAAUCCGUACAAAUCAAGAUCUAUACCAAUUGUACAAAGAUCCACCCAUAGUCGCAAAAAUAAAAAAAGGCAGACUGCGCUGGGCAGGAAAUAUUGAAAGGAUGCCGGAAUAUAGAGCAGUAAAAGUGAUAUACAGGCAGAAAACUAGGGGCAAAUGACUCACUGGUCGCCUAAGGCUGAGAUGGAUUGACGAUGUAGAGAAAGAUUUACACCUGUAAAACGCCACAGGAGACUUAUCCAUCAUUGAUCAACCAAACUUAAAGCCAUGGAUCGUUCUGAAUGGUAGGAUGUGGUGGAGCAAUGGGCCCUACAAGGGCUGUAGCGGCACUGGUGAUGAUGAUGGUGCGUCACAAAAAUAAAAUGCCACAUAUCACAAUAAACCCAGUGAGUCAUGUGUUUUAAGAAUGUUCUCAGAAUGGAUUCUCCCCUUUUCCAAUCUGACACCUGAGGCUCGCUCUAAAAUUUAUAAAAUUUGAAAAAAAUAUUUUAGGUAUUAAAAUUAAUUGUGGCAAUAUCAGCUUCUAUCGUAUCAAAUUUGAUGUUUCUAGGAUGAUGGAAAAUGCAUUUUUGUCUUUAUAUAAAAAAACCCACACAAUUCCCUCCCUUGGGGGAGAGAUUAAAAAACAAAUUUCAAUUUUUCUAAGGUUUUUGAUGGCAUCAGCCUCAAUGUUGUCAAGCUUUUAGGUUAACUAGAAUUCCUCCAUUAAUUCUGGAUUUUUUGUGUGUGAUUGAAUGCACUACACUUGCUUUUAUAUUAUAGAUGUAUAGUAAAUUUAAAAAAAAUAGUUUAUACUAGAACAAAACUACUCAAAUGAAAAUUGAAAUGGAUCAACUAUUAAUCAGAUUAAUAUUGGUCAGUCACUCUCUUUUAAAAACAAGUCUUUUUACUUUGUUUCAACUGUCUAAACUAACAUAAUCUAGUACAAUGUGUCUCAAACUUUUAAGUUUGGUUGAUCAAUGAUGGAUAAGUCUCCUGUGGCGUUUGACCAGGGACCCCUACAGGUACCAGAGAUGUUAAUUAUUUUUAUCUUUUUAUUUGACCAUGAACAUGUCAUAAAAUAGUGCUAAAUAGUAAAAAAUAGCGAGGCAAAUUAUGCUUGCACCUGGUUACAUUAUCUUGGUACUCUUAGUCUUAGACACUUCCAUUUUAUUUUUUUGACAUAAAAAGAGAAAGGGGGAUAAUCACAUAUUUUAUCUUGGCUGAGGAAGCUAAAUUAAAGGCAAAUGAAAUAACCUAGCAUUACUAGCAUAUUUUAAUUUGUGGUGGAAUUAAGUUUUUUUUUUAUGCCACUUCCUCAUAAUUUUAACUCCAUGAGCCAAAAGAAGUAUAUUGGUUGUUGUUUGUCUAGUUGAUGUUUAGUGCCUUAAAAGGCAAUCACAAUGAAACCUCUCAUAUGCUUGGCUUGGUUGUGAUUUCAUAAUGGACCAACCAAUGAUUAUAUCAUUUGUAUGAUGAGUUAAUUAAUCCAUUAGUUUUCCCUCAAAGAAAUCUAAAUAUCUUCUAAUUUUCUCACUUUUACAGUGAACAAUUUUCCAAGGGUGUAGAAAGGGGUAGCAGCUUUGCAGCAUACUAUAAAGGACAACCUGUAGUAAACCUAUGGGGAGGCCUUGCAGAUGAACAACUACAUCGUCCUUGGAAAGAGGAGACUGUCGGUUUCUUUUUUUCAACAACAAAGUUAAUUGCCAGUGUGACAGUAGCUCAUUUAGUAGAAAGGUUGUUUGUAUUUCAUCUCACUUUAUUUUUUAAAUAUCAAGUUUAAAAUGUCAUUUUAUCAAAUGACAUGAAAAUUAGUUUGUUUUUAAAUAAUAACUUGCAUGAGUUUGAAAAGCAUGUCUUAUGCAAUGUGUAAAUCUUACUAAAUUUAUGCAAUUUGUCUUUUUUGGGUAUCAACCACAUUUUGUAAUAUUUUAAAAGCAAUUCUAUAACUUUAUUAGGUAGCUCAGUGCUUUGACUGCUUUAUUUUUAUUUACAUAAGGUUCGACUAAAAGCUAUAACAUUAAUUAAUUAAUUUGUUGUUGGCAUAUUCUGAAACAGAGACCUUUUACGCUAUGAAGACAAAAUUGCCAAGUAUUGGCCUGAAUUUUCUCAAAAUGGCAAGGAUAAUAUAACUUUGGAAAUGUUAAUGUCUUACAAGGUAGAUAUUCAUUAGUAUUUAAUAAAUUUCAACUACCUUUAAUGCAUAAAAUGUAAAUUUAAUGAUAAAAUAAAAAAGUUUUAACUACAUGUACAUUAAAUUGAAUUAAUAAAUAGUCCCAUUUAAUUUUUUUAUAGGCAGGUUUGGCAGCAUUCAGUGAAAAUUUUGAGCUCAAAUGGAUGAGAGAGAAUCCCAAAAAACUUAGUGACUUACUUGCAAAACAAGCCCCAUUAACGGAACCAGGUAGAUAGUUAACUAAUUUGAUGCAUAUAAACCUCUUCUAAAAAAAUCAAAAUACAUAAUUUUAUAUGUAACAGUAACAAUGCUACCAGAUGGUGCAGAAUUCACUAAAUAAAAUUUCAGAUAACUGCACGAAAUGAGAUGUUUUAAAAUAAAGUGAAUGCGUUUGGUGCGUAAUGUUUAUUUUGUUUUAUGGCAAUAUUCAUUGAAUAUUCACAAUUUAAAUAUGGAGUUAUAAUUCUUAAAUCUGCGGUAUAAUAGGGGGUGGGACAUUAGAUUAUUAAUAUAGUUUAGGGGCGUGAAAAAGUGUACAGUUGCAAAAAUUGCGCACUUAUUGUGAUUCUUAUAAAGUGCAUUACUUGAGUGCAUGUUUUGUCAAGUAACUUUAGUAGAUGGGUAGUUCAUCUAUUGUCUGUCCGUCUACUUGAGGAACAGCUUUCCAGGCACAAAUAGGGCUGACAAGCCACGUGUGUAAACACCUUUGAACAUAUUCUUGGUCAUCUUCCCAUGUGAAGGACAAACAACAUGGCUUAUGGUCUAAUAAAUCUGCAGUGUAAAAGGGGGUGUGAAAUUAGAAUAUCAAUAUAGCUCAGGGGCCGUGGUGUACCGAUUAGGGGGUGGGGGGAUGGGGGUACUUAUUCGGACUCUUCUAAAGUGCGUUACUUGAAUGCAUGUUUUGUCAAGUAACUUAAGUCGAUGGGAAGAUUGACGCAUUGGGGCCGCCAUUGUCUGCUGGGCUUUAGUUAGUUGUAGCAGAAAUAUUUUGUCCUAAUUGUAUUUAAAGUUGAAAUUUAUUAUUAUUAUAAAUUAAAAAUUUCAUUAUUCUGACAUAUAUAGAUAAUGUCAUGUGUUUACGGUCCUUAAUCUUUCUUAAGAUAUAUGCAACGUAUUUACUUUCCUUAAUCUUUCAUAAGAUAUAUGCAAUGUGUAUUACUUAAUCUUUCAUAAGAUAUAAAAGUUAAAAGAGAUGAAAGGUUUAUCAAAUGAUAACGUACAAACGAUGUUUAUUAUUUUUUUAAAUAAAAAUUUCUCAGCACUGAAGAACUUGCUAAAUUACUGUUUUACUCAUUAGAACAAUGUACUACAAGCUGAUUGUGUAUUUAGUGACAUGACUAUCAAUUUAUGUUCAGGGGAAUCUGUUGCUUACAGUCCUCAUAUAGUUGGCCUCUAUCUCAGUGAAAUAGUGAAGAGGGUUGACCAGAAAGGGCGUAGCCUGGCUGAGUAUUUCAAAGAAGAAAUUGGUCGACCCUUUGGUAAGUAUACAUUUCAUUUCCUUUACUAUCGUUGGCAUUUAAAAAAUAAACAAUUAAAAUUUGUGGAUUUAGAUUAAUUCAUUGAUAAGAAAUAUAUCUCUGCAUCAAUAGUGCUUUGUCAUUAAAAAAUGUGUCCCACAAUGGAAGUUGAAUUUCAAUAUGUAUGUGCUUUUCUUAUCUAUUUGCUUAAAAUGACUGAGAUUUUAUAAUUUGUGAAUAGGUGAUGGUCAAAGUAAACAGAAAAAAUUAAUCAUUUAAGUCGGAUCUGGACACAUAUCCUCUCAUUGCUUUUCCCGUAACCAAUUGUCCGGUGGCAGAAAAAAUAUGAAUCAUUUUAAAUACGUUAAAAUAUAAAUUUCAAAUAGAAUCGCUAUAAUAAAAUAAAUUUUUCAAAAUAAUUUUAGUGGGCAUAGAAAAUAGUGUUGUCGGAAUGUUAAUUUCUAAAAUAAAUCAGUAUCUUAUUAUAGCUUUGAUUCAAAUUUAUUAAUUAAUGUUACAGGCAUAGAUUUUUACAUUGGUUUACCUAAACAUCUUCAGUACAGAGCAGCUAGACUUGAACCAAAGACAGUGGCCAAAGAGGACCUUAUGAAAAUGAUGGAAACAUUCAAAGGAGAUAUUUCUUUGUAUCGGCUGGCAUUCUCACAGCCAAAGGACUUUCUUUCUGUAUGUUCUUGUUUACAUUAAAUAGGUUAAAAUUUAGCUAUUGAAUAUUUGAGUUUAAAAAAAAAAAAAAAAUUCAAUUUACAUUCAUAAAUUUUGGAGCCACAUCCUUUCUUCAUAUUAAGCAAGUAAUGGAUAUAGCGGAACAAGAUAUGUUUUGGCUUGAAAUGAAAAGACAGGACAGUUAAAAUUAUUAAUUAAUAUAUUUGUAACACCAAUUAGUGAUCUUGUUGAGCAAAGAAAUAUUUUGAUCGAACUCAUUGACUCCAUUUGAGAAAUCUGGAAAACUUCAGAAAUUAUUUUAUAACACUACCUUUUUCUUUAAAAAAAUUGAAAAAAAUCAUCAACGCCUGCAAACAUACUUUACCAAUUAACAUAUUUAUUGUCGUUAAUAUAAAAGUGAAGAUAAAUUUGUCUGUUUAUUAAAAUCAUCACUGUAUCUUCACUUUAAAAGAAAUCAAACGUAAACAAUUUCAGACCCGAAGUAUGAAUGGCCCAGACUUCAUGUGUUUACCAAAUCCUUCAAGUCACGGCGUCGGAUCUGCACUUGGAGUUGCCAAACUCGCAGGUAUACUUGCUAAUGGCGGGAAACAUGAGGGCAAAACAUUGCUCUUACCAGAGUCCAUAGCUCGACUACAGGAACCGAUGUCUCACGGAAUAGAUCUCACAACUGGAGGAUCUAACAUCAAUGGCAGAGGAACGUGGUUGAUUCCUGUUGUUGAAGGACAGAAGGUACAAAUAUUGGGAUAAAACUUAAAUAAAUUUUGCAGCUCAUGGAACUAAUUUUUAUAUCAAUUUACUAUUGUUAAAAUAAUCAUGUAAUUAACCAAUCUAUUUGACAAGGGCAGAUUUAUAAGUUAGUUUUACCAAUGAUUUGUACCACUUCUUCAAGCAACCUUUCUUGAAAUAACUCUAAAAUAAUGUGUGUUAAAUCUUAAAAAUGUAUGUUUAGCCUACACUGAUUAAUAUCCACUAGACCUAUCUACUAGCUGGAUGAUCCAGCACUACCUACUGGUUGGAUGACCCAGCACUUUUCAAUAGAUACAAAUCAUUUUGGACUGAAUUAAACAACACACUAGCUAUUCUAUGGCAUUUACAUAUUUUUUUAUGAUUUCUUGAUGUAAAUAUUCUUGAAGAUGACAAAAUCUUAUUUUCAGAUGUGGUGCAUGUUUGGCCAUGCUGGGUUUGGGGAUCAGUGUGGCGCUGCAGAUCCUCAUUACAAAGUGGGCUGGGCCUACACCACUAACUACAUCGACCAAACUGUGGCUUACACGAAUGUCAACAAGUGGCGAGCUCUACUCGAUGUGCUCUUUCAGUGCAUUCACAAACUGGAAGGGAUAGAUGUAGAAAGAAGAUUGUUAUUUUCAUAUACAGAAGUUGAGAAGGAGAGAAGGUCUUUAACACAGACAAGCAAAUUGUGAUAUGAACAUUAUUUAUUUUGAUAUGGAGAGAAUUGUAGCUUUCUUCAUAUCGUACAAAAUUCCAGAAACUUCCAAUAAAAGCCAAGGUAACUAAUAACAUACAUCAUUAUUUGAAUUUAUUGAAUGCUACUGUUACCAUUUUUUAUUGUCGUUAGGGCAUCUUCAUUCUGCUUUGUGAUAUUUCAUGGUAAAUCAAGUUAACAUUGGACAUGCCUUACCAUACCUUAGCUUUCUGUUCUUCUUACCUUUGAUUUUGUGAGGGACUUGUGCCCACCAUUUUUAUUUUUUUAAUAGGUAGGAUAUAUAGUAUAAUUGACACUGCUUUUUUGUUAUUCUGUUUUACCUGUGAAGGCAUUUGCAGAAACAUUUAGAUUUGUAUCUUGUCUUCAAAUAUUUGUCUUAUUCUCCUGGUUCUGAGUGUAUUCCCUACUUUUAUUUGUGGUUAUUGUAACAUUUUAAUAAUGUUUGCA
Messenger RNA from Lymnaea stagnalis (great pond snail), 8774 nucleotides. NCBI's taxonomy places the organism in Eukaryota, Metazoa, Mollusca, Gastropoda, Lymnaeidae. The record is from the annotation of a GenBank genome assembly.